GACUUUUUAGUUAUAUCACAUUUACAUCAACUCAAUCAAUCAAUGAAGACUGCUACUUUCAGUGUGCUGAUUACUCUCAGUGCACUGCUCCCUCUACUGACUGCUCAGGGAGUGGACUUGACUUUGCAAAGAGAAGCAUCCGGGUCCGAUGUUGUCAGAGCAGCAGUGAAUAGAAUCCAAACUGUGCUCGAUUUUGAUCGACAAUUUCUAAGGCGAAUUGCUUUUGUUGAAUCAAGAGAUGGAACUGACACGGAUACGUAUCGACCUGGCUACAAUGGAGGGAUAUGGCAGGUGGAUGAAGAUAAAUUUUUAACCACUCAAGCAAAUAGUGCACUGAAUGUUGAGAGACAUGACGCCAUAAGAGAGGCGUUUGACAUUGAUUGGCCGAGUGUGCAGUGGAGGGAUUUGAGGAUUCCCCUCUAUUCGGGAAUAGCAGCGAGACUGUUUCUGUUGAACAUUUCUGAUACAGAAUCUAUUCCGUGUGAUGUACCAGGACAGGCUGCUUACUACAACCGAGUCUACUGUGGCUUGACAUCUAACGAAACGGAGCAGGAAUUUAUCGAAAAUGUUAACACCUUGACGAACAGAAACCCCUGUCGAGUUAACAGUGACAUUGUGAUGGUCCUGGAUGAAUCAGGCAGUAUUGGGUCGGCCAACUUUAACCGGGUGAGAGAAUUUGUUGUUCAAUAUGUGGACAGUUUGCAAAUCGGACCAAAUGACAAUCGAGUAGGUGUGAUCACAUUUGGCACUACUGCCCGGCAGCAGUUUAAUCUAGACACCCACAGCACUGCUACAUCCUUGAGAAAUGCUGUGGUAAAUCUUCAAUAUAGUGAAGGAGGUACCAACAUACCAGAUGCUCUCUGUCGACUUCGGCAAGUUUAUUCAGACGAUGCUCGUACAGAUCCCGGUGUGUUUAGAGUGGCCAUGGUCUUAACUGAUGGGCAGUCUACAAUAAACACUAACGACUGUGGCUAUUCAUCAGUUGCUGAAGCUGCGGCUGCUUUGAGGGCUGCCUCUCCACUUAUUAACGUGUUUGCAAUCGGAGUCGGGUCAAAUGUUCUGAGAAGAGAUUUGGUAGCCAUUGCCAGUGAAGAGCAGUAUAUUUUCAGUUCUGCUGACUUCUCACAGUUGUCGUGUGUUCAGAGUGUUCAAGAAGAACAGAUCUGCAACACACUCACAACAACUGUGCUACGGAACGCCACCAACAGUGGGGAACUGGAUCGUGAUGAGGUCAUACGCUGGCAAUUCACUAUUCCUGGAUGUGGCGUGUCAUUUAAUCUCACCGUACAAGAAGGGGAUGUCAUUUUGUACGCGUCAACAGAAACCACAGCACCAAAUGAGGCCAUUUAUCAAUGGAGAAUUGAAGUUUCGACCUCUUCUAAUUCUUUUGAGGUCAUAAACAUUAUUCCUUCAUUGGGGGACAAUGCUGUCAACUGCAGUUCUGUUACUAAUGUCACUGUGUUUACAACUAUUGUCGGUAUAAACGUUACCAACAUGUUCACUGUAUCUACUGAUGAUGAUCUUGGUGAAACCAGCACGGACACUACUACUGUCGACAAUGAUUUUGAAAUACCAGUGCUAGUCAUCAUCAAUUUUGCCGCUGUCAUAGUGGUACCAAUUAUCGUGGUGAUCCUGCUCAGCGUAUGCUGUUGCAUUGUGAUAAUAGUUGUUGUGUGUGGAGUGAGGGAUCGUAAGAAAAAGUACCACUACAAACACUCGGAUGCUGAAACAAGUCCAAAAAAUUAGCCUGAACUGACUUAUAAUUAAUUAAGCUGACUGUCUCAUUAUUUAUUACACACUAAUCAUUAGCUUUAGUAAUAUUAAUGUUGGUUAUAUAGGUAGAUUGGGUAGACUUGUAAAUUUCAUAUCAAGUUCAACAUCCCUCUGAUCAUUAUUUUAUUGAGCAUGCAAGAAGGACCACUCA
Messenger RNA from Halichondria panicea, 1924 nucleotides. RefSeq names its product collagen alpha-1(XII) chain-like. The transcript is spliced from 4 exons. The record is from RefSeq and is a predicted model, not a curated record. Lineage: Eukaryota; Metazoa; Porifera; Demospongiae; Suberitida; Halichondriidae. Bases 43 to 1746 code for a protein of 567 amino acids.